Messenger RNA from Rhizoctonia solani, 2328 nucleotides. RefSeq names its product diacylglycerol kinase catalytic domain-containing protein. The transcript is spliced from 22 exons. The record is from RefSeq and is a predicted model, not a curated record. Gene Ontology annotation, biological process: regulation of actin cytoskeleton organization; TOR signaling. Gene Ontology annotation, molecular function: protein heterodimerization activity; kinase activity; structural constituent of chromatin. Lineage: Eukaryota; Fungi; Basidiomycota; Agaricomycetes; Cantharellales; Ceratobasidiaceae. Bases 1 to 2328 code for a protein of 775 amino acids. Gene Ontology annotation, cellular component: TORC1 complex; nucleosome; TORC2 complex.
AUGAGUCUGAUCGUUAGAAAGCAAGUGAACCGGUUGUCUAUUUCUCCAGACAAACGACUUCUAGCAGCCGCUAUCUACACUAAAGUACAUAUUUAUGACAUAGCUGGUAAUUCCAGUACCCCACGAGCUGUUUUCGAAGGUCACAAAGGAAACGUAACGUCAGUAUCUUUUCAUUCCGAAGGAAAGUGGGUUGUCACUGGGAGUGAGGAUGGCACCAUUCGUAUAUGGGACUUGAGAACAUCAAACCUCCAUCGAGUAUAUGAAAUGAAGUACCUAGGCGAAUUAAUUUCUUGUGACCAAGCAGGAAGGAUUCGCCAGUGGGACCUUACUCUUCAGGAGGAAGCUUGCACUGUUGAGCUGGCACCUGCUGGUGAUAUCCCGAUUCGUUCUAUUAGCAUAGCAUCGGACGGUUCAUGCUUGGUAGCCGGAAAUAACAAGGGUCGUGUCUAUGUGUGGAAGAUCAAUGAGAGCACACGCGACGGCCCCCGCUACCAAGCCAUAACGAAGUUCCAAGCACACAACAAAUACUUGACACGGUGUCUUUUAAGUCCCGAUGUAUCUUGCGACGUGUUCGGCAGACACAACCGUCAAGAGGGCUUGUUGGUUCCAAACUAUGAAUUCAAGUUAGACAAAACCUUGCACGGACACCAGCGUUGGGUAUGGGAUGCUGCAUUCAGUGCAGACUCAGCUUAUCUCGUAACGGCUUCGUCGGACCAUGUUGCACGGUUAUGGGAAUUGUCUUCCGGAGAAACGGUACGACAGUAUAAUGGGCAUCAUAAAGCGGCCGUUGGAGUUUCUGCCAAGGAAUUGGUGGUCCAUCAUGCUGGUGACAACGGCGCGAAAACGCGAAAACUUGCUACAAGCCUAAAGAACGUGUUGUAUGCAGAAAUAGCAUCUGGAAACAUUCUCAAAAUCGCAACCUUGGCUCGCCAGAAGAAAUCACAUAGACUUGUGAUAGUUGAAGGACAAAUACGUGAGCCGGACACGGGCGAAACAGCACAAGUUUGGGUUGAUGAAUUGAUGAGAUUGGCUUAUGGCGAUGUAUCGCCCCGUCGCCGGUUCAAGGUUUUCGUGAAUCCUGCUGGUGGACGGGGGAAAGGUGUUCAAUUAUUCGAAAAAAAGGUCAAACCUAUCUUAUUGGCCGCCCAUGGCGAAGUGGACGCUGUUGUGACUACCCACUCCAAACACGCUGUCGAACUAGCUCGAGAGUGUGACCUGGAUUUUGAUGCCCUACUAACUGUAUCGGGGGAUGGCCUUGUCUUUGAGGUUUUGAACGGGUUUCGGGAGCGACCCAGACGUGCCAAAGCGUUUGCACUUCCAGUGUGUCCUAUUCCAGCUGGAAGCGGAAACGCUCUUUCCAUUAGCCUUUUGGGACCAAAGGAUGGAUUCGAUGUGGCUCUUGCGGCUCUGAACGCCAUUAAAGGCCAACGGAUGCCAUAUGAUCUCUGUUCAUUCACCCAAGACGGAAAGACGAGUAUAUCAUUCUUGUCCCAAGCUAUUGGGCUUAUGGCAGACCUUGAUCUAGGUACUGAGAAUAUGAGGUGGAUGGGGGAUACUAGAUUUAUCGCAGGCUUCCUCAGAGGAGGUGAGGUCUUGAUACUCUACUCUGGGACUAUGUCCUAUGUGGGUAGAGACCUUAUGGCGUUCCCGGUGGCACUUCCGUCGGAUGGACUAAUUGAUAUCACGGUUCAAGAGUUGGUACCCAGACCUUUAAUGGUAAAAAUGAUUUCUGGUGGAGAAAAGGGAGAUCAGUUUUUGGCUUCCAACGAAGCGUACAGACUCCGCCACGAAUUCCACGUUGAGACCCUCAAAGGCCUUGGUACAACCUUGAGCAUGACUGGAGCGUGGUAUUCAGGUGACUUUGGCAAAGGGAAAACACUGAAAAUGCCUCCCAAGUCGACUGCCGCUGAGAAGAAGCCCGCCUCUACUGCCGGCAAGGCACCAGCUAAGGCUCCUGACUCGGCCAAAAAGACUGCUGCAAAGGCAUCGGCCUCUGGAGGAGCUGCUGAUGGCGAGAAGAAGAAGCGCAAAAAGUCCCGCAAGGAGACUUACUCUUCCUACAUCUACAAGGUGCUCAAGCAGGUGCACCCCGAUACUGGUAUCUCCAACAAGGCGAUGGCCAUUCUCAACUCGUUUGUUAACGAUAUCUUUGAGCGUAUUGCCGAGGAAGCUUCCCGCCUUGCUUCGUACUCGAAGAAGUCGACCAUCUCGUCGCGCGAGAUUCAGACCUCUGUGCGACUAAUCCUUCCUGGUGAACUUUCUAAGCACGCCAUUUCUGAGGGUACCAAGUCCGUGACCAAGUUCUCGGCUGGUGCUGGUGGAAAGUAA